Notothenia coriiceps (black rockcod) is the source of this 411-nucleotide messenger RNA. Its product is annotated as transmembrane protein 104-like. The transcript has 5 exons. Lineage: Eukaryota; Metazoa; Chordata; Actinopteri; Perciformes; Nototheniidae. The annotation marks the transcript as partial. The record is from RefSeq and is a predicted model, not a curated record.
AUGAUACCCAAGUUCUCUGCUCCCAUCAUAAUCUUGGUGCAUGACAGCGACUCCACCUCGGAGUAUUCGGAUGAUGAUGUCGUCGUCCGGGGCCGCUCGGAGCUGGAGACGAAGCCCAUCCUGUCUGUUCAGAGAUCGGGGAGUCACGUAGAUCAUUUCGACAUCGUGGAGCGGGUUGAGAUGGGUCAAAUGGCCUCCAUGUUCUUCAACAAAGUUGGCGUCAACAUGUUCUACAUCUGCAUCAUAGUCUAUCUGUACGGAGACAUGGCUAUCUACGCAGCAGCUGUGCCCAUAUCCUUGAUGGAGAUGGCUUGUGGGAAUCACUCCUGCAGCGCUGGGAGUGUGAAGUACAACGACACCGAUCCCUGCUGGGGUUCUGUGACGAGGAAAGAUGCAUACCGGGUGUUUCUG